AUGAAGUUGGUUGAUGGUCAGAGUAUCAAUAAGUCCCUCGUGCUUGACGAAGUGGAGAUAGCAAAGGCGAGGCGUCUUCUGGUUCAUAUCCAGUCACAUGAUGGACCUGUGAUGAAGCUUUAUCUUUGGGACCAGGCUGCAAGAGACUUAUGCAAAAAGUUUAAUUCGUACGAAAACACACCCACUGUGUUACUGGUCACGACCGUAAACACAAAGACUCUCGGAGGUACUCUUGCGUUGACCUCAAUGUCCUCCUCGCGUGUAUUUAUGAACUACGAUGUCCAACCUACUAUUGAUUACUUCGGCUGGUUGGGCUCUAAUCCAGCUAUUGCUGAGCAGGUUAACGCAGAGGUGGUAACUAAACGUGAGUCAAUGACUAUAGGGGAUUUCUUCUCCUACAUUAAGGAGGAAUCUGCAAAGGAAGCCUUUUUUGAGUGCACGGCUACAAUCGAUGAUGUGGUGCAUGGCUCUGCUUGGUACUACAUUGCGUGCAGUGGGUGCCAUACUAAGGUUACCAAAGGCCCAACUUCGUUGAUUUGUACAACCAACAAGUGUGGGAAGGUUAACGUAGAUGGUGUUGCGCAGUACCGUUCAAAGAUAUCUGUUUAUGACAACAGUGAGCAAGCUUUUUUUGUACUACUUGGUGAUGCUGGUCGUGAGCUGACUGGAAAGCCCGCAUCGGAAUUAGGAAAUGGAAACCAAGAAGAUGACCAUGAGGCACCUGUCCCGGAAGCUUUAAUCAGCACAAUCGGCCAAAGACAUAAGUUUUGUGUCAAAGUGACAGAGCACAAUUUAUCAAGCAAGACCCGGUCGCUUACUUUGACCAAGACCCUCCCUCUAGACACUCAGCCAGCCACGGUAUCCUCGGAAGGAAACAACACUACUGCAACUUCAGAGGAAACAUCCAAAAGCCGUGUGGAUUCUGCAGAGGGGAGUAAGAGGACUUGUGACAGUGAUGAGAUAGAGGAAGCUAAACGCCAUAAGUGUGGGAAUUAG
This is a messenger RNA of Brassica oleracea var. oleracea, 996 nucleotides long. RefSeq lists its product as uncharacterized. The record is from RefSeq and is a predicted model, not a curated record. Gene Ontology annotation, molecular function: DNA binding. Gene Ontology annotation, cellular component: nucleus. The transcript is spliced from 7 exons. Lineage: Eukaryota; Viridiplantae; Streptophyta; Magnoliopsida; Brassicales; Brassicaceae. Gene Ontology annotation, biological process: DNA recombination; DNA replication; DNA repair. The coding region runs from base 1 to 996 and encodes 331 amino acids.